This is a messenger RNA of Aspergillus heteromorphus CBS 117.55, 402 nucleotides long. RefSeq names its product import motor complex subunit PAM16. The transcript has 2 exons. Lineage: Eukaryota; Fungi; Ascomycota; Eurotiomycetes; Eurotiales; Aspergillaceae. Gene Ontology annotation, cellular component: TIM23 mitochondrial import inner membrane translocase complex. Gene Ontology annotation, biological process: protein import into mitochondrial matrix. Bases 1 to 402 code for a protein of 133 amino acids. The record is from RefSeq and is a predicted model, not a curated record.
AUGGCUCACCGGAUCGUCACCCAAGUCGUCGUCACGGGCGCCCGUGUCUUCGGCAAGGCCUUCGCCGAGGCCUACAAACAGGCCCAGGCCUCCUCCAAGCACGCCGCGAAGACGGGCCAGAAGCUGGGCGCGUCCGCCGGAUUGACCCUCGACGAGGCCUGCAAGAUCCUCAACGUCAAGCCGCCGCAGGCCGGCGAGGCCAACCUCGAACCCGUCAUGGAGCGCUUCAAGAAGCUGUUCGACCUCAACGACCCCAAGAAAGGAGGCAGUUUCUACCUGCAGAGCAAGAUCCUGCGCGCCCGCGAACGGAUAGAGAUGGAGGUCCGACAAGCCGGGCGCAAGGCGGCCCAGGAAAAGGAAGUGCGCGAGGGGUGGAAUCCCAAGGUCUACAAGGACCGGUGA